GAAUAAGAAAUCCGCAAUGGACCAAGAGGCGCCUGAAGUCCUUGAACUGAGCCAAGGUGUGACACUGCUCAAUCUGAGCACAGAAUCCGGCUUCUAUUCCGAUUGGAAGCAAGCCUACCACGUGGAUACCGAGCAGGCCAUAUUGAAUCCAUAUCCAACGGACACGAUCAUGCCGUCAAUCACACGAUCGAUCUCCGCUGUCUGCGCUCAGCUCCAGCUUUCACACACUGUAGAGUUUUCUUCGAUCGACACGAUGGAACAGUUGCUGAUCAAGAUUAUUGCCGAAGGCGGUGGAGCUUCUGGGGCGAGAACAAACUUUCUGCAACAAGUUCCCGUGUAUGUCGUUAGUGUGGUGAGCGUGGUUAGUAAGUACUUCGAUGCUCAUACUGCACUCGAUCGGAAUGCGAUCAAGCGGUUGCUAGCAAACAGCAAUCCUGCCUUUGUCUGGUCGGACAAACGAAUGAUGGAAUUGGAAUUCGAAAUACUCAAAACGUUGAACCACAAGAUUUACCAUUCGCUGCUGCUGGGUGCGGUUGAGCGCUUUUCAAAGGAUCACAUCUUAACACUCGGCGUCGUCCGGAAGGAUCUUUUCGGAUCGUUCGGUAUUAAGCUACUACGAGUGGUUUAUGCGCAGAAAUUCAACAUCUACCAGAGCUUGCGGUCUCGUGUGUGUUCCGAGGACAUGUUUGUACGGUUCAAGUCGAACAAAUUGAUUCUGGCAGCCGCGAUUGUGAUGGCUGUCAUGAAGCUGUGCUCUUGUGACCAACAGCAAACGCAAGAUCGCGUCGUCGACACUUUGUCCAACGAAUGUUUUGUCGAAUCGUUGAACAUAAUUUUCUUACGGGAUGCUAUUUUGAGUGUAUUAGACUAA
Molecule: messenger RNA, 871 nt
Organism: Ochlerotatus camptorhynchus
Lineage: Eukaryota; Metazoa; Arthropoda; Insecta; Diptera; Culicidae
Exons: 3
Coding region: 17-871 (284 amino acids)
Source: RefSeq, a predicted model, not a curated record